CGUCGGCUUCUUUCCUCUCCUGUAUCUCGCUCGCUCGCUGCUCUCGGUGGCCCUCGCUCGAAUCUAAAAGGAGAGCGUUUCCCUCUCUCCUUCCUCCGCGUCCUGUGGCUAUUGGUCGCCGGAUCGUGUCGAUUUCUUAGCGAGGCGGCGGCGGCGGUGGUGGGGAAGAGUCCGAUGGCUUCGGAGAUCGAGGUGGUGGACGAGGGGACCGCGGUUGCGGGAGGAGCAGCGGUGGAAGGAGCGGCCGAGGAUUCGUCCAAGAACGACGUGUACACUGCGGCGGCCUACGGCGAUUUGGAGAGGCUCCAGCGGCUGGUGGAGGUGGAGGGGUGCUCCGUCUCGGAGCCGGACGGGGCUGGGUACUACGCCCUCCAGUGGGCGGCUCUCAAUAAUCGCACCGCAUCCGUCCAGUACAUUAUCGAGCAUGGAGGAGAUGUAAACGCCACCGACAACACAGGGCAGACAGCUCUCCAUUGGAGUUCAGUGCGAGGCCACAUCCAGGUUGCCGAUGUAUUGCUCAAGGAAGGUGCUCGUGUUGAUGUGUCAGACUUGUAUGGGUAUCAGAGCACUCAUGUUGCAGCACAGUAUGGUCAGACUGCAUUUUUAUACCAUAUUGUCAUAAGAUGGAAUGCUGAUCCAGAUAUCCCUGAUAAUGAUGGAAGGAGCCCUUUACAUUGGGCUGCUUAUAAGGGAUUUGCCGAUUGCAUACGGCUUCUUUUAUUUCUAGAUGCUUAUAGGGGGCGACAGGAUAAAGAGGGUUGUACUCCACUACAUUGGGCAGCUAUCAGAGGAAAUCUAGAGGCAUGCACAGUUCUAGUUCAAGCUGGGAAGAAAGAAGACUUGAUGAUUGCUGAUAACACUGGUUUAACUCCUGCUCAGCUUGCAUCAGAUAAGGGGCAUCGACAAGUUGCUUUUUUCCUUGGCAAUGCUAGAAGGGUGUUUGACAGGCGGUGUGAUGGAAAUAGUGGCCGUGGUAGGUUAUCAAAGUUAGGACUUGCACCUGUUCUUUGGUGCGUGAUUAUUGCUAUGCUGUUCACCUAUAUUCAAUCAGUUAUUGCAGGUUCUUAUGACUUCAGCUUAUCAACUGCCUUUGGGCUUCUAGCCUGGUCAGGAGUUUUCCUGGCAACUACAGGAUUAGUCUUGUUUUAUAGGUGUAGCAGGAAAGAUCCUGGUUUCAUCAAUAGAAGCACAAGGGAUGUACAAAGCCUCCGAGAUGAUGAACCUUUACUAAAGACAGAAUUGAAUCACCCUGCCCUGUUGGCUGGAAAUUGGUCACAGCUCUGUGCGACAUGCAAGAUUGUGAGGCCAAUCCGUGCAAAGCAUUGCUCCACCUGUGAUCGAUGCGUUGAGCAGUUUGAUCAUCACUGUCCUUGGGUAUCUAAUUGCAUCGGCAAGAGAAAUAAGUGGGACUUCUUGAUGUUUCUCCUUCUUGAAGUUUCUGCCAUGAUUAUUACUGGUGUUGUUGCCAUUAUAAGAAUAGCGAGAGAUCCUUCACCGCCUUCUUUCGGUGGAUGGUUGAGUCAUAAUACAAUCGAACAUCCUGGAGCCAUAGCAUUUCUAAUAAUGGACUUCUUUCUUUUCUUUGGUGUUGCAGUUUUAACUUUUAUACAAGCAUCCCAGAUCUCGCGGAACAUAACAACAAAUGAAAUGGCAAAUGCUAUGAGAUACAGCUACCUCAGAGGCCCAGGUGGGCGGUUCAGAAAUCCGUACGAUCAUGGAAUUCGCAAGAACUGCUCAGAUUUCCUCUUCAAAGGAUACAAUGAAGAUGUGGAGCUGCCGGAGCAAACACCACCGUCUGAAGAGAUGGCGAUGAUCCCGAUGACCCGAAACUCAAAUUUACAGAACGGUGAGCCGCAUCAAGUGAACAAUGGCCAUGGCCGUGGGCAUGUCUGCGUCGAUAUUCAGGCCAAAAAUUCCAAAUCUCAUGGGCAUGCCAAUCCUUCAACGUGUUGCAAUACCAACAGCAAGAGCGACAGCGUGCCCCUUGGACUUGGCCUGGGCCUUGGUGGUCGAAACAAUCGUCACAACUCAAGGAUUCUGCCAUUGUGAUGCUUCAUACCACUGGAGGGCUUCAGCUUCUUGUCCAUGUGUACCUAUGGAAAUGUUCCGACCACCGGAGAGCUUCAGCUUCUUGUCCAUGUAUCGUAACUAUUGGAAUGUUUGGUUGCAUUCUUGAGGGAGUCUAGAUCAUUGUCAUAGGCUAUUCGAAAGCAGUUUUGACCUGAUGAAUUAUUACUUCAGCUCAUGAGUGCUAUGCUGAAUGAUAGAUUGUUUAUGCCAAAGAACAUUUUCGGAUAAGAAAUGAUAUUGUUGCGAGGGAAAUGAAUCGCGGCAGAGUA
This is a messenger RNA of Zingiber officinale, 2339 nucleotides long. RefSeq names its product protein S-acyltransferase 24-like. The transcript has 13 exons. NCBI's taxonomy places the organism in Eukaryota, Viridiplantae, Streptophyta, Magnoliopsida, Zingiberales, Zingiberaceae. Gene Ontology annotation, biological process: protein palmitoylation. Gene Ontology annotation, cellular component: Golgi membrane. Gene Ontology annotation, molecular function: palmitoyltransferase activity; protein binding. The record is from RefSeq and is a predicted model, not a curated record. Bases 175 to 2049 code for a protein of 624 amino acids.